Messenger RNA from Mus musculus (house mouse), 1346 nucleotides. It is a transcript of the gene Slc25a2, whose product is annotated as solute carrier family 25 (mitochondrial carrier, ornithine transporter) member 2. Gene Ontology annotation, cellular component: membrane; mitochondrial inner membrane; mitochondrial membrane. The transcript has a single exon. Gene Ontology annotation, molecular function: L-ornithine transmembrane transporter activity; antiporter activity. The record is from RefSeq and is marked validated. The coding region runs from base 250 to 1047 and encodes 265 amino acids. NCBI's taxonomy places the organism in Eukaryota, Metazoa, Chordata, Mammalia, Rodentia, Muridae.
AGCGGCCGGAGAGUGCGGCGGCGGCCCAAGGCUUUGGUUUGAGUAGCCUUGACAAGGAGACAGAGACACAGGUCCGCAGCAGCUGGCCGUGGGCGCAAAAGAGACUUGGCUUCUGACGACACCCUCGGGAGGGUGGAGGAACAUGAAGUCCACCCUGCCAUCCAAGCCGCCAUAGACCUCACUGCGGGCGCAGCAGGGGGCGGAGCUUGUGUGCUGACUGGGCAACCCUUCGACACCAUAAAAGUAAAGAUGCAGACAUUUCCUCAGCUGUACAAAGGCCUUGCCGACUGCUUCCUGAAAACAUACAACCAAGUGGGCAUCCGUGGCCUUUACAGGGGAACCAGUCCUGCACUGCUAGCCUAUGUCACCCAGGGUUCUGUCCUGUUCAUGUGCUUUGGCUUUUGCCAACAGUUUGUCAGGAAAGUGGCUAGAGUGGAGCAGAAUGCAGAGCUGAACGACUUGGAGACUGCUACUGCUGGGUCGCUGGCUUCUGCAUUUGCUGCGCUGGCUCUCUGCCCCACUGAGCUUGUGAAGUGUCGGCUGCAGACCAUGUAUGAGAUGAAGAUGUCAGGGAAGAUAGCACAAAGCUAUAACACAAUUUGGUCUAUGGUUAAGAGUAUCUUCAUGAAGGAUGGUCCCUUAGGCUUCUAUCGUGGACUCUCGACCACUCUUGCUCAGGAAAUACCUGGCUAUUUCUUCUACUUUGGGGGCUAUGAAAUCAGUCGAUCAUUUUUUGCAUCAGGGGGAUCAAAGGAUGAACUAGGCCCUGUCCCUUUGAUGUUAAGUGGAGGCUUUGCUGGGAUCUGUCUCUGGCUUAUCAUAUUCCCAGUGGACUGCAUUAAAUCCAGAAUCCAGGUUCUUUCUAUGUUUGGGAAGCCUGCAGGAUUAAUCGAAACCUUUAUAAGUGUUGUGAGAAAUGAAGGGAUAUCAGCCUUGUAUUCUGGAUUGAAAGCCACUCUGAUUCGAGCCAUCCCUUCCAAUGCUGCUCUCUUUUUGGUUUAUGAGUACAGCAGAAAGAUGAUGAUGAACAUGGUGGAAGAAUACUGAAGUGUCUAUUGAUGAGUCCUUGUCUGAGCACAUGAAUGAGAGGACCACAGCUCUACAUGUCAAAGAGUUCAAGACCAACAUGGAGUUAGCUUUGACUGGGAAUUUCGGGUUUGUCUUCCCUUCCUCAAAUCUCAUACCUUGUGGAGAGAUCUUUAUAUCAUAUGGUUUCUUCCUGCAAUCCUACUGAAAUAGGAAAAUCACUAGUUUUGCUGGUGGUGGGAUCUACAGGGUGAACCCAAGACUCUAUGUACUUAAUCUCAAUUAUCAAGGCUUCUUCAUAAAUCUAUAUAUGCAUCUUG